AUGAAUAUAGAGGAGUUGAAUAACUCAACAGUGAACUUCACCUCACCUGAAACAUCAAACUCCACAAUUCAGUCCGUUGGACUUGUGGACUUUCUGAAACUUUGUGUGUUCGGCUUCAAUCUGUUGUCAGGCCUUCCCAUGCACUCCUAUGUUAUAUGGCUCAUCGUUACAGGAACUGGAAGUGGAGUUACAUCAGAGUUCUUUUGCCUCAAUCUGUCUGUUUGUGAGAUUGGUAACUCUUUGAUUUGUGUCUUCUAUAUUUUGUCAAUAUGCUUUCCAAAUAUCACAGUAUUACCACUGAUUUUAUCAGGGCUCAUCUUCACCGGUCGUCCUCUGUUCCAGUGUCUGAUCUGUGUAGAGCGUUACCUGGCGGUGGUUCAUCCUGUAACCUUUCUGAAGUACAAACCUCUCAGAUAUAGAGUGAUCUGCUGCGCUGCUGCAUGGUCAAUCACUCUUGCCUCCUGUUUUUUGUGCUUAUAUAUGAGACAUAUACAAAUACACUUCUUAUGUGUGCAUUUCUUGCUGGCCAUUUCUAUGCAGUUGUUUUGUCUCGUGGCUGUUCUCAGAGCUCUGAAGCAGUCAGGACCAGGAGAGAGAGGAAGAGAGAGAGAGGAGGAAAACCACAUGAAGAGGAGAGCGUUUCUUAUUAUUCUAAUAAAUACGGUGACCAUGACUAUCAUAUACGUCCCAUUUGCUAUCGCAGGAUUAGUUACCAUUUUAACAAACCAGAAUAUUUAUAGUAUUUGGAUCACUGGUUUGAUUUGUUAUAUUCUGGCUGGUUUUGUUCACCCUGUUCUUUAUCUGCACCGAGCUAGAAAACUACCUUGCCUUUGA
Molecule: messenger RNA, 834 nt
Organism: Puntigrus tetrazona (Sumatra barb)
Lineage: Eukaryota; Metazoa; Chordata; Actinopteri; Cypriniformes; Cyprinidae
Product: G-protein coupled receptor 35-like
Exons: 1
Coding region: 1-834 (277 amino acids)
Biological process (GO): positive regulation of Rho protein signal transduction; phospholipase C-activating G protein-coupled receptor signaling pathway
Cellular component (GO): membrane
Molecular function (GO): G protein-coupled receptor activity
Source: RefSeq, a predicted model, not a curated record